AGAGGCAGGCGGCGGCGGCGGCGCUGGAGUUGGACUCGGGCGGCGGCAGGUUGUGUACGUUAAAAUGAACAAAUUACGGCAGAGUUUUAGGAGAAAGAAAGACGUCUAUGUUCCUGAGGCCAGUCGUCCACAUCAGUGGCAAACAGAUGAAGAAGGUGUUCGUACUGGAAAAUGUAGUUUUCCAGUUAAGUACCUAGGCCAUGUGGAAGUUGACGAAUCAAGAGGAAUGCACAUUUGUGAAGAUGCUGUGAAGAGACUGAAAGCUGAAAGGAAGUUCUUCAAAGGCUUCUUUGGAAAAACUGGAAAGAAGGCCGUGAAAGCCGUCCUGUGGGUUUCAGCAGAUGGACUCCGAGUUGUGGAUGAAAAAACUAAGGACCUCAUAGUUGACCAGACAAUAGAGAAAGUUUCUUUCUGUGCCCCAGACAGGAACUUUGACAGGGCUUUCUCUUACAUUUGUCGGGAUGGCACUACACGACGCUGGAUUUGCCAUUGUUUCAUGGCCGUUAAGGACACGGGAGAAAGAUUGAGCCAUGCAGUGGGUUGUGCUUUUGCAGCCUGCCUGGAACGGAAACAGAAACGGGAGAAGGAGUGUGGUGUGACAGCCACUUUUGAUGCCAGCCGGACCACGUUUACCAGAGAAGGCUCCUUCCGAGUCACCACAGCCCUUGAGCAAGCGGAAAGAGAAGAGGUCAUGAGGCAGAUGCAGGACACAAAGAAAGCUGAAACAGAUGUGAAGACUACAGUGGCUUCAUCGGCAACGCCCAGUAACACUGCCCCAUCCCCCUCUUCUCCUACCUCCCCAACUGCUGACACCACUGCCUCUCUUGAGAUGAACAAUCCCCAUGCCAUCCCUCGACGUCAUGCACCGAUUGAGCAGCUUGCCAGGCAAGGUUCGUUCCGAGGCUUUCCUGCCCUUAGUCAGAAGAUGUCACCUUUUAAACGCCAGCUGUCCCUGCGCAUCAAUGAGUUGCCUUCCACUAUGCAACGGAAGACUGACUUCCCCAUCAAAAAUGCAGUGCCGGAGGUGGAAGGGGAAGCAGAGAGCAUCAGCUCCUUGUGCUCCCAGAUCACUAACGCCUUCAGCACACCCGAGGACCCUUUCUCAUCUGCCCCGAUGACCAAACCGGUGACGGUGGUGGCUCCACAGUCCCCCGCCUUUCAAGCUAAUGGCACUGACCCUGCCUUCCAUGUGUUUGCUGCUAAGCCAGCCCAAACUGCUCUAGCACCCACAGCAUUGCCUGUUCGUGAAACCAACCCUUGGGCCCAUGCCCCUCCUGCUGCUAACAAGGAAGUUGCAGCUACACAUUCGGGCACAGAGUGGGGUCCCUCAUCUGGAGCAGCCUCACCGGGGAUCUUUCAUGCUGGUCAUCGGCGCACGCCUUCUGAAGCUGACCGAUGGUUGGAAGAGGUUUCCAAAACAGUGCGGGCCCAGCAGCCCCAGGCUCCUGCUGCCCCCCUGCAGCCAAUUCUCCAGCCACCUCCACCUCCAGCUCUCUCCCAGCCAGCACCAUCUUUCCAAGGAAAUGCAUUCACCACCUCUCCGCCUGUGCCAGUGGGUGUGGUUCCACCAAUGCAACCAGCAUUUGUCCCUACCCAACCCUACCCUAUAGCCAAUGGGAUGCCCUAUCCAUCCUCAAAUGUGCCUGUGGUUGGCAUCACCCCCUCACAAAUGGUAGCCAAUGUGUUUGGCACUGCAGGCCAUCCCCAGGCAAAUCACCCCCAUCAAUCCCCCAGUUUGGUCAAACAGCAGACAUUCCCUCAGUAUGAAAUGAGCAGUACUAUCACCAGCCCUUUCUUUAAGCCCUCUGCCCAGCACCUCAACGGUUCUGCUGCUUUCAAUGGGGUAGACAAUAGCAAGAUGGCCUCAGGGGACAGGCAGUUGGAGACCUCUGCUACUACUGACCCAGUGGAUCCUUUUGAAGCUCAGUGGGCUGCGUUAGAAGGCAAGUCCAAACAACGCACUAACCCCUCACCGACUAAUCCUUUCUCCAGUGACUUACAGAAGACAUUUGAGAUUGAACUUUAAGCAGUCCUUGUGGCUCAUGCAUCUGGUCUGUCUUUUGGGUGAGGGAAGUGGGUUAAAGGAGCAAAGGGGACUUUCUUUUUCUGAUCAGCACACUUUUUGGUAAUCCCAAAGGCCCUGUGGAACAAGUCUGGGCACACAGUGCGGGAAGGAAUGAUUUUUAAGAAAAUUGCUUUUAAAAAUCCCUUCAGAUGACUUGCCCUGCAGUUAGAGUAAAGGAGUCAUGGGAAUGCGCCCCUCCCCUGCCUCUCUUCCUCUACAUCCCACCUAUCCUGGAGAAACAGAGUAGCUGAAGAGAAGGAGCAGAAAGCUGUACCAGGAGCCCAUUUGCAGGGUGGAGAAUGUGAUGGAAAGUAAAUGAAAUCUCCCUUUAUUUUUCAGCGCAUCUGCCUGCCCCCUAUUUGACCACCUCAUGGGCAAAGGAAAGUAACCUCCUCUCAGCCUGAGGACAGGAGGAGCAGCAGGCCGAUGGGCUGCCUGCCAGCAUUGAGGCGUAGGGGGAGGAAGCAUCCCUAGCCCAGCAAAGCUGUCUUUUUGGGGGGGAAGGGUGAGCUUCCACCUUAAGUAACAAUGAAUAUUAUAUAAAUAUAUAUAUAUAAAUAUAUUACAAAAAAAGCCAAAAUUUUUAUUUUUAUGCAUUUAGAAUAUUUUAAAUAGUUCAAUAUUAAAAAGUCAUAAGAGUUGUAAGUAAUCUUGCCAAAGGGAAAAGAAGGUUAGCUGUAAGAAAUUGUACAUAAGAUUGAUUUAUCCUUGAUUCCUAUCAAAAGUAACCAGAGAAGGGAAGUUAGAGGGUGUAACAAAGGGGAUUCCUAACUUGUUCUGUAGCAUACAUUGUAAGUAGCACAUUGCAACAACAAUCAUGAGUCAUGACCAAUAAAGCUCCUAGAUGGUAGUAUUAAAUAAAGACAAUGAAAGAGCAGUA
Vombatus ursinus (common wombat) is the source of this 2945-nucleotide messenger RNA. RefSeq names its product NUMB endocytic adaptor protein (gene NUMB). Gene Ontology annotation, molecular function: cadherin binding. The record is from RefSeq and is a predicted model, not a curated record. The transcript is spliced from 11 exons. The coding region runs from base 65 to 2026 and encodes 653 amino acids. Lineage: Eukaryota; Metazoa; Chordata; Mammalia; Diprotodontia; Vombatidae.